Messenger RNA from Spodoptera exigua (beet armyworm), 2205 nucleotides. The record is from the annotation of a GenBank genome assembly. Lineage: Eukaryota; Metazoa; Arthropoda; Insecta; Lepidoptera; Noctuidae.
CUCACGCCACUCGCUACUACCAUUGUCUCACUGAUCGUCCUCUCAACUUCAAGUGUCAUUUCAACUCCUCCUCCUGCAUUGUUUCUAUAAAUAUCGUACAAACAAGUUCAACAAACAUUUAUAAUUCAACCUUUUCAACAGUUCAAUUUGUAUGAAUUAGAAAAGUGCCAGUGGUGUAAAAUAAAAAUGGACGCGCAACAAUUUCGGGAAUUUGGCAAAGCGGCCAUCGACCUCAUGGCCGAUUAUGUUGAAAACAUCAGAGAUCAUGACGUCCUUCCUUCUGUUGAGCCUGGUUACCUGAUAAAUGCCUUACCUCAGGAUGCUCCCGAGCAACCAGAAGAUUGGAAAGACAUCCUUAAAGACUUCAAUCAAACCAUUAUGCCUGGUAUUACGCACUGGCAGUCCCCACAGUUCCACGCGUUUUACCCGACCGGUUCAUCUUAUGCAAGCAUCGUUGGAAACAUAUUGGGUGAUGGCCUGUCUGUCAUUGGACUGAGCUGGCUGUCAAGUCCAGCAUGCACUGAGCUCGAGGUUCUAACUUUGAACUGGUUGGGAAAGCUGCUUGGUCUGCCUGAAGAAUUCCUGCAUUGUUCCAGUGGGCCUGGUGGGGGCAUUAUUCAGGGCUCCGCAAGUGAGGCGACGUUAGUGGCACUCCUAGCGGCCAAAGAUAAAACUGUACGAAGGAUCACCAAAACUGAUCCAACUCUGGAUGAAGACUAUAUUAAACCAAAAUUAGUAGCUUAUACAUCUGAUCAAUGCAACUCUUCAGUAGAGAAAGGUGGAUUAUUGGCAUCUAUGAAAAUGCGUCUCCUUAAAACGGACAACGACGGUAGACUUCGUGGAGAAACCCUCAAAAAUGCAUUUGAAGAGGACAAAGCUCAAGGUCUGAUACCGUGUUGUGUCAUUGCAAACCUUGGUACCACCGGAACCUGCGCGUUUGACCCAUUAUACGAACUAGGGCCAGUGUGCAACGAAGCAGACGUGUGGCUCCACGUGGAUGCCGCCUACGCAGGAGCAGCAUUCAUGUGUCCCGAAUACAGGCACUUGAUGAGGGGCAUCGAAUUGUCCGAUUCUAUUGACAUAAACGCACACAAAUGGAUGCCUGUUACUUUUGAUUGUUCUGCAAUGUGGCUCAAAAAUGGAUAUGACCUUGUAAGGGCGUUCAACGUUCAGAGGAUUUAUUUGGACGAUAUCAAGACAGAAAACAAGAUUCCUGACUAUCGACACUGGCAGAUACCUCUUGGUCGCAGAUUUAGAGCUCUUAAAUUGUGGACCACUAUGAGGAUUUAUGGCGCAGAAGGUCUUAGGAAACAUGUGAGAGAUCACAUAACUCUGGCCCAAUAUUUUGCUAAAUUGGUACGCACUGACGACAGGUUUUUGGUUGAGCCAGAGCAAUCUAUGGGACUAGUGUGCUUCAGGUUAAAGGAAGGAGAUAUUAUGACGAAAAAACUACUAGAGAAUAUAACUGACAAGAAAAAGCUUUACAUGGUGGCUGGUAGUUACAAUGGCAGGUAUAUGAUUAGAUUUGUAAUCUGCUCUCGUUUGACGAAGAAAGAAGACGUGGACUUUGCUUGGAAUCAUAUUAAAGGAGAAGCAGACUUGCUUUGUUCAGACAAAGUACACACGAAAGCACAAAUACCGGCAAUCGAUCAAAUAGUGUUGAGAGAGAUAUGUGAGAAGUCUAAAUAGAAUAAACAUUUCACCUUAAGUGCAGUACGGGAGAUAUUGUAUACGAAAUAUGUGGUUGAGUUUAAUGUCAUUGUACUUAUUUGGUGUCUAGUGUUCGGAGGGAAACUUAGUUUAAUGUGAUAUAGGGAUUGACGUUGAAUCAAGUCGUAGUAUUAGGAAUUAAUUACAUUUGUACUUAGGAAUAGAAUAAGGUUGCCUAUUGUUAAUGAAACGCUUGUGAUCUGGCCUUUGAAAUGCCAUUAAAGAUCUAUUAGACAUAAUUAAAUAAAAAACCGUAUGACAACUACAUGUUUUAUUAUGAACUUAAAAAACUAUCAUUGGCGUCAUGUGUAUUUGUGUACCACUACUAACUACUACUAUUUAAAUGCAACUACAUGUAUGACUAACGCAGAUGCCGUAAGUGUAACCUUUUGGUAGACAAUGCUCCUGGCAAACAGCGUCCUCGUUUGCUUCUUCAAAAUCGCACGAAACGCGCCCCGGGAUCUUUGGCUCUGAAAUUUCAAAUAUACAUUCGUU